AAAUUAUCCAAUUUUCAUAUGAGCGCUUUCUAAGAAAUUCUAUCCCAGCACUAACUCCUUUAUAUGGUAGCCCCGGAAUUUUUGGUUUUUUUCAAAGUGAACUUUGACCUGAAGUAGACAGACAUGCAUCGACAGAUCAGUUUGAUCCAGCUCAAGCAUGGGCUUCAACGACAGCAUCAGCCUAGACCUCUCCAAAUUUAUCUUGGUUCAAUAUUUUACCAACACCAGCAGCACCGCCACCUCCAUCAUCAGCGUACUGAAGCUUCAACUCACAAUAACAGUUAUUAUGACUUUGACGUUAUUGUUGUAGGAGGAGGUCAUGCUGGCACUGAGGCCUGUACAGCUGCAGCACGAUCCGGUGCCAGAACCCUAUUACUGACACAGAACAAAGAUACUAUUGGAGAAAUGUCUUGUAAUCCAUCUUUUGGUGGCGUAGGUAAAGGGAUCUUGGUCAGAGAAAUAGAUGCCUUGGACGGUGUUUGUGGUCGAAUCUCAGAUCUUGCCGGUAUUCAGUUCAAAGUAUUGAAUAAAUCCAGGGGUCCAGCUGUCUAUGGCCCGAGAGCACAAAUUGAUCGGAAGCUGUACAAAAAGCAUAUGCAGGAAUAUCUCAACCACUAUCCAAAUCUGACAAUCCAGGCGGGCAGUGUUGCCAAUUUAAUUUUAAAUGAAGAAAUGACAGAGGAGGAUUACCGAAGAAUAACUGAAAAAGGUGCAGCACAGAUAGUAAAAGGUGUGAAACUAGAUAACGGGCAAAAUAUUAGAGCACCGAAUGUAAUUAUCACAACAGGGACAUUUUUAGGUGGCGAAAUUCAUUUGGGAUUAAAAGCAUGGCCCGCUGGAAGAUUAGGUGAGAACCCUUCAAUAGGGUUAUCCAAAUCAUUACGGUCUGCUGGUUUUAAAUUAGGACGUCUAAAGACAGGUACACCGGCAAGAUUGGAUGGCCGAACAAUCAAUUAUGAGGGCCUGCUGAUACAAGAAGGUGACAAGCCACCGUCUCCUUUUUCUUAUCUUCACAAAACUGUCCCUCAUGCCGAUAAUCAAAUCAAUUGCUUUCAAACAAGGACCAACGAGCAAGUACACAAGUAUAUAAUUGAUCAUUUUCAUGAGAGUAUUCAUAUCAGAGAAACAGUGAAAGGACCACGCUAUUGCCCUUCUUUGGAAAGUAAAAUACAGCGAUUCACUUCAAAAAGCUCCCAUAAUAUUUGGCUAGAACCUGAAGGCCUUGAUACCCCUAUUGUAUACCCAAAUGGUAUCUCCAAUACUAUGCCCGAAGAUGUUCAGCUGAAUUUUUUGAGAAUGAUCCGUGGUUUGGAAAAUGUGGAAAUGGUACGACCCGCCUAUGGUGUUGAAUAUGACUAUAUUGAUCCAAGGGAACUGAGAACAACACUAGAGACCAAACGUAUUCAUGGUCUCUUUCUAGCGGGGCAAAUUAAUGGCACAACAGGCUAUGAGGAAGCUGCUGCUCAGGGUAUUAUAGCAGGUAUCAAUGCUGGAUUACAAGCACAAGGGAAACCACCCUUUGUUUUGGAUAGAGCAGAUGCCUACAUUGGUGUUCUCAUUGACGAUUUAAUCACAAAAGGCGCAGAAGAGCCCUAUCGUGUCUUCACGGCUCGGUCGGAAUACCGCUUACUAUUGCGCGCAGACAACGCAGAUAGUCGAUUAACAGAAAAGGGCUAUCAUGCUGGUGUUGUAGGUACAGAAAGAUGGGAACUCUUCAAAACUACAUCAAACACGCUUCAGCACGCUUUGACUUGUUUAGAAAAUACAAAGAUGACAGCAAAACGUUGGGCUGAUUAUAAUAUUAGGCCAUCAUCCCGUGCACCCACAGCUGAUUUGAAGGAUGCGGGCAAUUUAAGGAGGUAAAAUGUGAAUGAAUGGCUGUGACAUGGAAUGAUAGAAUGAAUGGAAGGAAACUCAUGCACUUUAUUACUACAGCGCUUUGGAUAUUCUGUACUGGCCAGAUAUAACUUUGGACCAUUUCAACGAAAUCAUACCUUUCCUUAAAGAUCUUGAUCCUUCUAUCAAAGACCGUAUGUCAAUCGAGGGACGCUACAAACCAUAUUUGAAAAUACAAGCUAAACAAAUUGCAAAACUAAAAAAAGACGAGCACUUGAAGUUGGAUAUCAAUCUUGACUAUGCAAAGUAAGUGCUUUCUUUUCAUACUUACCCAUGCCUCAUGGAACAGCUGUCAAGCGAGA
Molecule: messenger RNA, 2198 nt
Organism: Mycotypha africana
Lineage: Eukaryota; Fungi; Mucoromycota; Mucoromycetes; Mucorales; Mycotyphaceae
Product: glucose inhibited division protein A-domain-containing protein
Exons: 10
Coding region: 124-1863 (579 amino acids)
Biological process (GO): tRNA methylation; tRNA wobble uridine modification
Cellular component (GO): cytosol
Molecular function (GO): flavin adenine dinucleotide binding
Source: RefSeq, a predicted model, not a curated record